Molecule: messenger RNA, 824 nt
Organism: Fusarium oxysporum Fo47
Lineage: Eukaryota; Fungi; Ascomycota; Sordariomycetes; Hypocreales; Nectriaceae
Exons: 2
Coding region: 107-559 (150 amino acids)
Source: RefSeq, a predicted model, not a curated record
ACUGCGCAGAGUCGUCCCAACCUUGGUUUCACUCAACUUUCAAUUCCUCCAAUCCUUCAAUACUUCAAUCAAUCCGACAAUUUGACAACUCGAUCCUCAACUCGUCAUGCCUUCAAACUACGAAAAACUCUCCCGCCCGAGCGGCGAGACAAACCUCACAAUCCCCGAGAAAGCUGCCACAAAUGCGACUGUGACCGAGACCCCUCGCAUCAGUACAACAUCUACACCCCAGACAGACAAGCUCAACCCUUUCGACACCGACAUCGAAGCCAUGAUCACAACACGAACAUCAGACUCAUGCAUGCACAAAACAUCGAGCACCCCCCUCGCCAGGAAGACCGACUGCCAAGUUUGGCCUGGAAAAGAUCACUGGAAGCAACAGGCCAAGGCCGCAAAGGCAAAGAACCGCUGCACCUGCAUGGCCAAGCUUAGCCAGCGCAAUCGAUGGAUCGUCAAGGGUUUGAUCAUCUUUCUCGUCGUCGGCAUUGCUGUCGGGGUUGGAUUUGGUGUCAGCAAGCCCCUCAACGCUCCCAUAUGGGGAGACAAGGACGAGAAGUAGACUUGUCUGAAGACAAUAUUUCGACUUUGCCCUGCAUCGACAAGAAAUCGACUUCUUUGUUUGCAGGGAUUUGUUUCAGGACUUUGUUAUCGCUAGCGCGCUGAUUUCCUUUCAUGAACGGCGUUGUGGUGUCAUUUGAGUUGGCAUUUCUUAGGAGUGAUGGAUUACAGAACAUGGGUCUUAUUUUAUUGGAGGUAGACCAGGACUAAACUAGAGUCUAGAAUAAAGUCUCGACGGUGGCCGUCAUUUCAUCGCACAAACUGAG